AUGGGCUCUACAAAUCCAACGCCACACACGCAUCCCGUCCCACCCUCUGGAGUGUAUGCUCCGGCCGUUACUUUCUUCGAUCCUGCUACCGACACCUUGCUGCCAAAUGAACAGGCGCAAUACUACUCCUACCUUGCAAAUUCCGGGUUGAGAGGACUGGUCAUCUUGGGGACCAAUGCGGAGACCUUUCUGCUCACCCGAGACGAACGAGCCGCGCUCCUGCGAUUAGCACGCAAGUCAGUUCCUGAGAACUACCCCAUCAUUGCCGGAGUCGGAGGGCAUUCAACAGCGCAGGUCCUCGAGUACAUCGCCGACGCCCAUGCCGCUGGGGCGAACUAUGUCCUCGUGCUUCCUUGCGCAUACUUUGGCAAGCAGACCACACCCACCGUCGUCCACAACUUCUACGCCGCCGUCGCGAAAGCCUCUCCUCUUCCCAUCCUCAUCUAUAACUUCCCUGCCGUGUGUAAUGGCCUCGACUUGGACUCGGAUGUCAUUGCAGCUUUGGCGCAGGAAUUCCCGAACAUUGUUGGAGUGAAACUGACCUGCGGUUCGGUGGGAAAGAUCACACGACUGUCAGCCACCUUCCAACCCGAGCGGUUUGCGGUGUUUGGUGGGCAGUCCGAUUUCUUGGUCGGUGGGCUGGCGGCCGGGUCGGCAGGUUGCAUUGCGGCUUUUGCCAACAUCUUCCCAAAGACGGUUGUCAAAGUCUUCGACCUAUGGAAAAUGGGCAAACACGACCAGGCGUUGGCACUGCAAAGAAUGUCCGCUCAUGCCGAAAACCCUACAAAAGCCGGGAUAGCCACUACCAAAUACGCAGUUAGUCAGUUCAGCGCGAAGAAAGCCGGAAUCCAAGGCGAUCUUGAGGCCAUGCUGCGACCUCGGCGACCGUAUGAAGAGCCCAGUGAAGCGGUCAAGAAGAAGAUUGUUGAGUUGAUGUUGCCCGUGGAUGAGAUUGAGAAGACGCUUUGA
Molecule: messenger RNA, 969 nt
Organism: Fonsecaea multimorphosa CBS 102226
Lineage: Eukaryota; Fungi; Ascomycota; Eurotiomycetes; Chaetothyriales; Herpotrichiellaceae
Exons: 1
Coding region: 1-969 (322 amino acids)
Molecular function (GO): 4-hydroxy-tetrahydrodipicolinate synthase activity
Source: RefSeq, a predicted model, not a curated record